AUUACGUGGGAAUCAAAGAUCAACUGGGACUACGCUCCGACUGGCAUGAACCUCAUCAACGGGAAACAAAUAGCGGACGAUGAGCAUGCGUCAUUGUUCCUCCAGAGUGGUCCCCAGCGUAUUGGCAGUGUGUAUAAGAAGGCUGUGUACAGGCAGUACACUGAUGCCUCCUACCUCAUCGAGGCGCCCCGGCCCGGCUGGCUGGGUUACCUGGGGCCUGUGCUGCGGGCAGAGGUUGAUGAUGUCAUCAUUGUGCACUUGAAGAACUUUGCCUCCAGAAACUACUCCAUGCACCCUCAUGGGGUCUUCUACGAGAAGGACUCAGAGG
Molecule: messenger RNA, 328 nt
Organism: Oncorhynchus masou masou (cherry salmon)
Lineage: Eukaryota; Metazoa; Chordata; Actinopteri; Salmoniformes; Salmonidae
Product: ferroxidase HEPHL1-like
Exons: 2
Molecular function (GO): copper ion binding
Source: RefSeq, a predicted model, not a curated record